AUGUCGGUUGCCGGCAUCCCCAAAGCUUUUGCCCCGAAGAUGCCUGCCCCCUCGGCUGAAGGGAGGCCCCUGCACGGGCCCCUCCACUUCAGGACCCACCAGUGUCCUGAGAAGCAAAACCGAGAAGAAUUUGUUCAGAUCCAUUCAUCUCUUCAGAUCCCUCCUGGAGGAGCUGGGGGCAGCAUUUUGCAGGGCACAUUGGUGCAGCGAAGACUGGCAAAGCAGCAAAACGGGGUUGGGGGCUCCUCCAGCACCCCUCCGUUUACCUUCCCAGCCAGGCAAAGUCACCCUCCUCUCCCCAGGGAUCUAGGAAUCCCUGCCCAUCUCGCAGGAGCAUUGCCCCCUCUCCCUUUAGAAGCCAAGCUGGCCCUGCAAGGCUUAAACUAUUGUGACCCAGGCCCAUGCAUAAACUCUGCCGGGAAGCCCUCCGGCUCAUUUUCCCACCAUGAGGAGCUCACAAACAGCACCUUCCUGAGGAGGAAGACGGGGCCCUCCAGAUACCCCACCCCAGAGAGUCUGAAGCAGAUGCCAGAACAGCCCCUGGAUGCUCUGGCUCCCAAGCUGGCUUUGCCCUCAAAGGGGCCCUUCUUGGGGCCCACCGCACGACCAGCCCCUCCUGCCAGGAAGAAGCAGGAGAACCAGCGGCUGAAGCUGGCCACCGACCCCAGGCCCUUUGUGGAGAGCCGGCAGCCCUCGGAGGAUUUGGGGGAAGGGCUCCCCGGGUCUCUGGAUGAGAAGCCCACCCUGCCUGUGGGAGAGGGCAGGGAAGGUAGCCUCGGCGUGACCACCCAUUCCUCGCUCCAGAUCUCUCCUUUCACAGUUCUGCCGGCGGCGACCGGGGGUCCUGGCGCUUCUCCUCCAGGGGUGACUGAGACCCUUGAAAAGGAAGCCGUGAUCUUGCCCAACAGUACCCCCCAGAGUGCUGAGGCUGAGGCUGAGGCUGUGAAGGGGAGAUCUUCCUCCAGGGAAGAGGGUCAAGAAGUGACUUCUGCCAUCGUGAGCCCCCCGAAACAGCUGCCGAGGUUUGUGGGGGGUCAUGGAUGCACCUUCCAAUGCAUUUUGCUGGAGCUCUUUUCCUUGGUCUGCCCGCCUCCUUCGAGAUGUGGGCUCUCAGCCCAGGACUCCCCGGCACCCAGUCUCUGCAGCGUGAAUUUCUCUGAACCGGAGGGCUACAUCGACUCAGCCGAGGCUCCGCUGGUGCCCCAGAAUGACUUCCUGGAGUGCAUCUUCCGUGUGACAGUGUACACCGGAUAUGGUGUGGAGCUGCAGGUGAAGAGCGUGAACCUGUCUGAGGGGGAAGUGCUGGCCAUUCGCGGGGAGGACGAUGGCCACUUGGUCACGCUGGCCAAUCAGACCCUCCUGGUAGAAGGCCAGGUCAUCCGCAGCCCCACCAACACCAUCUCCGUCCUCUUCCGAGCCUUCCCGGAUGGCCUUGGGACUUUCCAGCUGCAUUAUCAAAUAUUUAUGCUGAGCUGCAGCUUCCCACGGAGGCCCAAUUUCGGGGAGGUGGCCGUCAUGGGCCUGCACUCAGGGGGCCUGGCUCAUUUUAACUGCCAUCUGGGCUACGAGCUGGAGGGGCCCCAGACCCUGACCUGCCUCAAUGCUUCCAAGCCGCAGUGGAGCGCCCCGGAGCCUAUCUGCUCAGCCCCCUGCGGAGGCACCGUGCGCAAUGCCACCAUUGGCCGCAUCUUGGCACCAACCUCUCUGAGGAGCCCCUCGGGCAGCGUGGCUUGUGUGUGGACGGUCAGCGCCCCUGAAGGGCAGAAGCUUCACCUGCACUUUGAGAAGCUGGCACUGGGGGACAAGCAACGAAUUGUGGUCUACGGCGGAGAAUCGAACCGCUCAGCUGUGCUCUACGCUUCCCAGCAGGGCAACAACGUGCCCUUCGAAGGAGUGAUCAGCGAAGGAAACGCCUUGCGGGUCGACUUCACCUCGGAGGACCCCGACGGAGAGCCCACCUUCAACAUUCGAUUCGAAGCCUUCGAGAAGGGCCACUGCUACGAGCCCCACCUGCAGAAUGGCAACUUUACCACCUCCGAUGCCACCUACAACCUUGGGGCAAUCGUGGAGUUCACCUGCGACCCCGGGCACAGCCUGGAGCAGGGGCCAGCGGUCAUUGAGUGCAUCAACCUCAGGGACCCCUACUGGAAUGACACGGAGCCCUUGUGCAGAGCCACCUGCGGAGGAGAGCUCUCCACGGCGGCUGGAGUCAUCCUGUCCCCCAACUGGCCGGAGCCCUACACAGAGGGCGAGGACUGCAUCUGGAAGGUUCACGUGGGGGAGGAGAAGCGAAUCUUCCUGGACAUCCAGCUCCUCAACCUGAGCCAGAGUGACAUCCUCACCAUCUAUGAUGGGGAUGACCUCAACAGCCACAUCCUGGGCCAGUUCCUGGGCAGCAGCGGGCCCCAGAAGCUCUACUCCUCCACGCCCGACUUGACCAUCCAGUUCCACUCAGACCCGGCCGGCCACAUCUUCGGGAAGGGGCAGGGCUUCACCAUGAGCUACAUCGAAGCCUCGCGGAACGAGUCCUGCUCAGACCUGCCAGAAAUCCAGAACGGCUGGAAGACCACUUCUCACACCGAGCUGGUUCGCGAGGCCAGAAUUACCUACCAGUGUGACCCGGGCUACGACAUUGUGGGCAGCGACACCCUCACCUGCCAGUGGGACCUCAUCUGGAGCAGCGACCCCCCUUUCUGCGAGAAAAUCAUGUACUGCACGGACCCUGGAGAGGUGGAACACUCAACCCGCUUAAUUUCGGACCCGGUGCUCCUGGUUGGCACCACCAUCCAGUACACCUGCAACCUGGGCUUUGUGCUUGAGGGGAGCUCCCUUCUCACCUGCUACAGUCGGGAAACAGGCACCCCCAUCUGGACUUCGAGGCUGCCCCGCUGUGUGCCGGAGGAAUCCCUGGCCUGCGACAACCCAGGUCUGCCCGAAAACGGGUACCAGAUCCUCUACAAACGCCUGUACUUGCCGGGCGAGUCGCUGACCUUCAUGUGCUACGAAGGCUUCGAGCUGCUCGGGGAACUGACCCUCAAGUGCAUUUUGGGGCAGCCCUCCCGGUGGAGCGGGCCGCUCCCCACCUGCAAAGUCAACCAAGACACCUUUGAACAUGCCUUGGAAGUAGCAGAAGCUGCUGCAGAAACGUCCUUGGAGGGAGGCAACAUGGCGCUGGCCAUCUUCAUCCCUGUUCUUGUCGUUUCCUUGCUGCUGGGGGGCGCCUACGUCUACAUCACGAGAUGUCGCUACUAUUCCAGCCUGCGCCUGCCCCUCAUGUAUUCGCAUCCAUACAGCCAAAUCACGGUGGAGACGGAGUUUGACAAUCCAAUUUAUGAGACGGGGGAAACCCGGGAAUAUGAGGUGUCCAUCUGAAGCAGCCCCCGACACACACCCCACCUCAACUUCCACCCCCCAAUAUCUCCUGAAGGGACCCACUGGGAGAUGUGGGGGAAUCUGCCCGAGAGCUUGACCCUGCUGCUCUCCUUUCGCUUUCCAUCCAGCUGUGCCCACUUCUUCCUCCUCGUCUUGGUGGACCUUCCCUCGGUGGUCUCUCCGGUCUCCUGGUGGGUGCUGGGCUCAGGCUUUGCUGGCAUGGAGCUGAGCCCACUCGGCAACGCAGCCGCUCGUGUGUGGCCAGCCGCAAGGGACACCCUCGCUUGGUUCUUCUCCUGGGUCUUACGGACGUGUUUUGCAACCCUGUGGUUGAAAACUGAGGCUCCUUCCAGCGAAAGGAGUGAGACUUGGCUUGCCCACCAUGGCCAAAGCUCCGGCCUCUUGGCAGGGCAGCUCUUCUCUUGGCCUCCUCUGCGCACAGCUGGUGCCACUUCUGCCUCUGCCUGAAUGGGGCAAGGAAGCGGAGCCAUCAUGGGAAAACCCAGCAGCCCAGAGACUCUGGGGCCGCUGGCUGCCAGGGGAGACC
Ahaetulla prasina is the source of this 3919-nucleotide messenger RNA. It is a transcript of the gene SEZ6L, whose product is annotated as seizure related 6 homolog like. Bases 1 to 3372 code for a protein of 1123 amino acids. The record is from RefSeq and is a predicted model, not a curated record. Gene Ontology annotation, cellular component: endoplasmic reticulum; neuronal cell body. The transcript is spliced from 19 exons. Gene Ontology annotation, biological process: synapse maturation. NCBI's taxonomy places the organism in Eukaryota, Metazoa, Chordata, Lepidosauria, Squamata, Colubridae.